AGGGAGAAAAGAGCAGCAAUCAGUCGGCCUCAUUUGCUCUGGGACGAUGGCAUCAUUCCCUUCGAGUUCGACACUAACUUCACAGGUGCUCCAAGGUCGAUGAUAUUUGGGGCAAUGAGGGCGUGGGAGAACAACACCUGCGUCUCAUUCGUCGAGAAGACCAACGAUCAUAAGAAUUACAUCCUCUUCAGCCAGAGUCCCUGCGGUUGUUGUUCAUUUGUGGGCAAAAAAUUCGGCGCUCAGAUAAUCUCAAUAGGCAAGCACUGCGACCAACACGGAAUAAUCCUGCACGAGUUGGGACACGUCAUCGGGUUUUUCCACGAACACACCAGACCAGAUCGGGAUUCCUAUGUCGAGAUUCUCUAUGAUAAUAUACUGCACGAUCAGAAAAACAACUUCUACACGGCCAGACCUGGAGAGGUUGACUCCCUCAACGAGCCCUACGACUUCCAGAGCAUCAUGCACUAUGCCAGGAGCACAUUUUCAGUCCGACCCUUCUUCGACUCCAUCAUUCCGAGGUCCAACACGGUCAACAACCACGACAUGGGUCAAAGGUCGUACCUCAGUAAGGGCGAUAUCUCGCAGACCAACAAGUUGUACAAGUGCCCGCAAUGCGGCAAAACUCUGAUGGAGCCAAAGGGGACCUUCAGCACACCGCAGUACACCCUAACUCCACUCCCAGACACCCACGGACACUACCGAUCGUCUUACUGUGUGUGGAGAAUCACUGGCCAUCCGUGGGAGGUCAUAACUCUGACCAUCCUCUCCUACGAUAUUCCCACUACGAUGAAAUGCUACAGCAAUUACCUACAAGUUAACGACGGUGCUUACUAUAAGUCACCUCUCUUGGGUAAAGUUUGCGGCCGUAAUGACAGUGAGUUAGUUUUGACGUCAACGAAACAGAAGAUGUGGCUGGAGUAUCGCUUGCUCUCUGGCUACAUGGAGAGGCAACCUGGAUUCUAUGCUAAAUAUCAUAAAACCUGUGGCGGGCACAUAAAGAAAGAUUUCGGGGAGUUCAGCAGUCCCCAACAUCCGGAAAAGUACUCCACUUCUCUUAAAUGCUCCUGGAUCAUCGAGGUUGCUGAAAAUUAUUCAGUCGGUCUCACGUUUAAGGCCUUUGAGCUGGAAAGGCACCAAGCCUGCGCGUGCGACUUUUUGGAAGUGUACGACGGCGGCGACGAUAAGGCGCCUCUGCUGGGAAAAUUCUGUGGAGUGGUCACCCCGGCCAGCUUGCAGUCCACCGCCAACAAAAUCCUCGUCAAAUUCGUCUCAGAUUAUUCAGAAGUUAAGACGGGAUUUCUGGCUCAGUUUCAAAAAGAAAAAAACGAAUGCGAAACCAGCGACCACCAGUGCCAGCAGACGUGCGUUAACACGAUCGGCAGCUACCGGUGCCAGUGCAGCGAUGGGUUCGAACUCGCAAGUGAUGGCCGAUCAUGCAUCGCCAAGAAGGACUGCGAGAUGGAAUUGAGCAACAACACAGGGACAAUAUCAAGCCCCUCCUACCCCGGCCAGUACCCCCCUAACAAAAACUGCUCCUGGCUCAUUUCCGUCCCUAAGAAUCACGUGAUAUCCAUCGUCAUCGAUACACUGGAAAUCGAAGGAAAUGAUAAAGAAUGUCACGACUCCCUGAAGAUUUUGAGUGGCGAAAAGGAUCUAGGAGUCUUCUGUGGUUCCAGCCCUCCAGCCCCCAUCAUCUCCGAAGACAGUGCCGUCCAGUUGAUCUUCAGUAGCGAUGACUCCAUCAAUAAGCAAGGAUUCCUGCUUUCUUAUUCUAUGGAGUACAACGAGUGUUCAGACAUGAAUGGAGGUUGCGAACAAGUUUGCAUCAAAACGCCAGGGAGUUACAGGUGCGAGUGUCGAGACGGAUUCACACUAAACACAAAUCGGCGCAGUUGUAACGGACAAUGCCACCGGGAAAUAACGAACCCUUCCGAGGUAAUAAGCUUCAACAAUCAGUCGGAUUCCAACACUGAAUGUACUUGGCUGCUACGGGCUGAUGUCGGGAAGAGGAUUCAAAUCAAUUACAUGGAUGCGGAGAAAAAGUCCAACCUGACCUGCUCGAGCAAUCUGCCCAAGACUUACGACGGACCAGACGAGACAUAUCCAAAGUUGGAAUCAAACGUCACUCCACCCAACAACAACAAAGAACAAUGCCCCCAACUAAUUCUCUCGUCAAGUAACAUUCUAUUCAUGAAGUUUAAACCGAACACCGCCAGUGAGGGUAACAGCAGCGACCAACUCGCUUUGGAAGCAGCAGUUUCAACAGUGUGUGGUGGAAUGGUUGAAGCCGACGGGUCAGUGCGGUUAUUUUCCUUUUUGCCACCCAGCACAGAAAACUCGGACGACCAGCCGGAGUGUGAGUGGCUGAUCCAGUCAAAGAAUAAAUUGAAAAUAACUCUGCUGAUCAAUGCCAUCGACAGUGACGGCGUCUCCAAAUGCGGGUUGGUUCGCCAUUCAUUCGUCUAA
Molecule: messenger RNA, 2466 nt
Organism: Helobdella robusta
Lineage: Eukaryota; Metazoa; Annelida; Clitellata; Rhynchobdellida; Glossiphoniidae
Exons: 15
Biological process (GO): proteolysis
Molecular function (GO): metalloendopeptidase activity; zinc ion binding; calcium ion binding
Source: RefSeq, a predicted model, not a curated record